GAGGGGGAGGCGGAGGAGGGGGAGGCGGAGGAGGGGGAGGCGGAGGAGGGGGAGGCGGAGGAGGAGGAGGCGGAGGAGGAGGAGGAGGAGGAGACGGAGGAGGAGGAGGCGGAGGAGGAGGAGGCGGAGGAGGAGGAGGCGGAGGAGGAGGAGGCGGAGGAGGAGGAGGCGGAGGAGGAGGCGGAGGAGGGGGAGGCGGAGGAGGGGGAGGCGGAGGAGGAGGAGGCGGAGGAGGAGGAGGCGGAGGAGGAGGAGGCGGAGGAGGAGGAGGCGGAGGCGGAGGAGGCGGAGGCGGAGGAGGAGGAGGAGGCGGAGGAGGAGGAGGAGGAGGCGGAGGAGGAGGAGGCGGAGGAAGAGGAGGCGGAGGAAGAGGAGGCGGAGGAGGAGGAGGAGGCGGAGGAGGAGGAGGCGGAGGAGGAGGCGGAGGAGGGGGAGGCGGAGGAGGGGGAGGCGGAGGAGGAGGAGGCGGAGGAGGAGGAGGCGGAGGAGGAGGCGGAGGAGGAGGAGGCGGAGGCGGAGGAGGCGGAGGAGGAGGAGGAGGCGGAGGAGGAGGAGGAGGAGGCGGAGGAGGAGGAGGCGGAGGAGGAGGAGGCGGAGGAAGAGGAGGCGGAGGAAGAGGAGGCGGAGGAGGAGGAGGCGGAGGAGGAGGAGGCGGAGGAGGAGGAG
Molecule: messenger RNA, 666 nt
Organism: Penaeus chinensis
Lineage: Eukaryota; Metazoa; Arthropoda; Malacostraca; Decapoda; Penaeidae
Product: cilia- and flagella-associated protein 251-like
Exons: 3
Source: RefSeq, a predicted model, not a curated record